Drosophila elegans is the source of this 1272-nucleotide messenger RNA. RefSeq lists its product as uncharacterized. Bases 630 to 1088 code for a protein of 152 amino acids. The transcript is spliced from 2 exons. NCBI's taxonomy places the organism in Eukaryota, Metazoa, Arthropoda, Insecta, Diptera, Drosophilidae. The record is from RefSeq and is a predicted model, not a curated record.
AUGUAUGUACAUAUGUGUUUUUUUUUGUCCUUUGUUUCUUAUUUUCUUACGACUUGUAAAUGCUCGCUUUUUGGUUUUGAGAACCAAUAGGUUCUUGAGUCCAAUCAUAGGCGCUCUCGUUUUCAAGAGUUAAACCAUUAUUGAUUUUGAGAAGACUUAUUCUGAAAUCGAGUAUGUUCAGUCUUAAAAAAGCAGUCUUGAUCUAAGUAAAUGUCUUCUUGAUUUCGGGAAAUCCAUUCUUGACGCACUAUUGAGCACGGAAAUACUGAAAUCGAGACAGUUGAGAACAGUUUUUUUCUCGGUGUACGUUGAUGCACAUGUAUGUUAUAAUAAAUAUUUGUAUAACUUCAUGGUGUUUUUAGUGCAAUUUUAAAUUCUUGAAAAUUUCUUUCAGCUCUCACUCUAUUGUGGUAAUCCUUGUUUGACUGAUCCCAACGUAUUGAGCGUAUGCAAGCUGCAGUAUUUAAGUCUUCCACGUCAAUAUCAAUUUUUUAUUAUCUUUUUUCAUCCAACGAAACGGGAACGCCUGAAGAAACUGCAAGAAGUAACGAGAUAAGAUAUCUAGGCCACAUAGUCAGCGCAAGAGGCAUACAUACCGAUCAGGAAAAAAUAGCCUCUACAUCCUCAACAUGCCAAGCCGACAGAUAACGAAGCCGGUUCACAGUUUUCUUGAGGUGGCCUCAUGGUAUAAAAGGUUCGUCCCUUACUUCACGGAACUGGCGCAACAGCUGUACACCUUAGUCAAGAAGGGUUCGAACUUUAAAAGAAACAAGGAGACAGAAGAGGCCGCUAAAAACUUGAAGAACGGUAUAACAGAAGCACCUGUUCCAGCUUGCCCUGGCUUUGAAAAGACCUUUGUACUCCAGACGGGACGCAGUAAGCAGCAGCACAGCUCGGCCAUAUCGCAACGCCGACACCACAGCGCCGAAGCCGUCUAUACAUCAGAUAUAGAGAAAGGCUUCUCCGAGACGCUAUUCUGUGUCAUAAUUGUAGAAGAACCCUGGACACUGCAAGCUAUACCGCCUCAAGAAACAGGGUCUAGUAGCACCCGAGCAAAUAAAAGACAAAUAGACAGUAACCUUGUUUAGAAACACCAGAGAUCGUUUACUCCCUUCCUCAACACAACACAAGAUAAACACCAUGGCGGACCAGUUAAAUCGAGGCUGGGAAAGCAACACAAAUAAAACCAAACUGGAACUUUCAAGCCAGAAACACUGAGCGAGUACAUGCUUAGGCAGAUAUCGGAGUUCACAAAGAACGGCAACCACAAAG